Molecule: messenger RNA, 3218 nt
Organism: Sarcophilus harrisii (Tasmanian devil)
Lineage: Eukaryota; Metazoa; Chordata; Mammalia; Dasyuromorphia; Dasyuridae
Gene: MAP2K3
Product: mitogen-activated protein kinase kinase 3
Exons: 12
Coding region: 487-1500 (337 amino acids)
Biological process (GO): protein phosphorylation; MAPK cascade
Molecular function (GO): ATP binding; MAP kinase kinase activity
Source: RefSeq, a predicted model, not a curated record
UGUGCUUCAGCGCCUCCAUGUUUUCUGGCCUCUGUCCAGUUUCCUGUUUUACGUCACUUGCUAGUUAACUGCUGCAGCUUUUACAACUGUGCUUUCAAGUGUAAUCUGAGCUGGAACUGCCCAACUUCAGCUGCCACGGCUCCUGCCUACGAGAGAGAGCUCUGAAUCUCCCCUCUCUCUACCUUUCCAAGCUUCAGAUUCUCUCCCUCUGUCCCUUCCGCCCCAGGCUGCAGGACCAGGAAUCCUGCGGCGAUUAAAUUGCUUGGGAUCGAGAGAAAGAAGGGCAGCGGGGCAAAAACUCCAGGUCACUUGCAAAAGGUCAUCAACCUUUCCGGUGCGCCUACCUUUUUUGUUUGUUGUGCCUGUGUGGGCAGAAAGCCUUAAUGAUGUUUUGCUGGAAGGGCUUUUGAAUUCGACUACUGGGCUGCUUUUCCUACUCCUCCUCCCUCCAGGCGCUCUCGUUCGCUACUUCAUUUCUGGGAAGCCAUGGACAAAAGGCAAGGAAAAAUCAAGAACAGAAAGGAUUUAAAAAUAUCAUGUGUCUCCAACAAGCCACCCGUCUCCAACCCAACGCCUCCUAGGAACCUGGACUCUAGGACCUUCAUUACAAUUGGUGACAAGAACUUUGAAGUGGCAGCUGAUGACUUAGUUUCCAUAUCAGAGUUGGGUCGGGGUGCCUAUGGAGUAGUGGAGAAAGUUCGACAUGCUCAGAGUGGAACCAUCAUGGCUGUCAAGAGGAUCCGAGCGACUGUGAACACUCAGGAACAGAAGAGGCUUCUCAUGGAUCUGGAUAUCUCCAUGAGGACUGUUGACUGCUUCUAUACUGUCACCUUCUAUGGGGCCCUUUUCAGAGAGGGAGAUGUAUGGAUCUGUAUGGAACUGAUGGACACAUCCUUGGACAAAUUUUAUAAGAAGGUUCUGGAGAAGGAGAUGACCAUACCAGAGGAUAUUCUAGGCGAAAUAGCAGUGUCUAUUGUUCGAGCUCUGGAGCACUUACAUAGUAAACUGUCUGUGAUUCACAGAGAUGUCAAGCCAUCCAAUGUUCUUAUCAACAAGGAAGGCCACGUAAAAAUGUGUGACUUUGGGAUCAGUGGCUACUUGGUGGAUUCAGUUGCCAAAACCAUGGAUGCUGGUUGCAAACCCUAUAUGGCGCCAGAGAGAAUCAACCCGGAGCUGAACCAAAAAGGGUAUAAUGUCAAGUCAGAUGUCUGGAGCCUGGGAAUCACUAUGAUUGAGAUGGCAAUUCUUCGGUUUCCAUAUGAGUCAUGGGGGACCCCAUUCCAGCAGCUGAAACAAGUGGUAGAAGAGCCUUCUCCCCAGCUCCCUGCCGAUCGCUUCUCUCCCGAGUUUGUGGACUUCACAGCCCAGUGCUUGAGGAAGAAUCCCGCAGAGCGAAUGAGCUACCUGCAGCUAAUGGAGCAUCCUUUCUUCACUUUGCACAAAACCAAAGAGACAGACAUCGCCGCCUUUGUGAAGGAGAUCCUGGGCGAGGACUCAUAGGGAAAGGACAUUAUUGCUCUAUGGAGAAUCUUCUUCCCCUCUCCCUGGAAAGAAAUGAGGAACAGCGUUCUCGGUGGUUUGCACAGAUCACGUAGUCCCCAGCCCUGUCCACCUGCAGCCUGGAGCACGGCGUUAGUUUAUCUCAUGUCAUCCUGUGUACCUUUGAGCUAAAAGAGCUACCUAGCCAGCACCAUGGAAAUCCAAAGCCAAGAACAAUGUCAGGCCGUUGCUUCCACAGAAGCCCAUGUGACGUUGGGCACAUGGAGUUUCUUCACUGGCGAGACUCUCACAAGCAUGACUCCCAAGGGCUGAGAAACCAGUCCUUUGCUUAGCCAGGAACUGGGCCUGAAGAGUUAAGAUUGGGGUGAUGGUGGUUCUGAAGGCAGAAGGGUAGAUCCAGCAGGUCUUGCAAUGUGCCAUUUGUCCCAAGUGCCAAGAAAACUGACCUACUAAGCAGAGCUGCCCGAUGUUUGGAGUAGAGUGAGUUUCUGGGACUACCAGUUCUGUAAUUUUUUUUGUUGUUGUUUAGUCAUUUAUUCAUCACUUCCCCCAAAUCUCUUUCUUUCUCUCAGCCUUGGAGAAACCUAUUCUCCUCCUGAUACCUCUCACCCCUAAAGUGUAGAAGUUCCUAUCUCUGUACCGAAACCCUCCAUUUUUUUAGACUCUGGAGUCCCUGUCCUUGGAGGGAGAGCUUUGAGCUACUGGGGAUGGGUGGUGGGAUGGCAUGGGCCAAGUAGCCUUUGAAUAAAGCUAUGGGAAGGAGCUUGUCCUGGGUAGUGAUAGGAAGCUUAAUACUAGGUGACAAAGACAAUAUGUCAUCCUUGAUGACUGCUUGAGGCCAUUGUCCCUUUCCCUCUUAUUGUUUCCAGCCCAGUACACCCCCUUUUCUAGGGCUUGAGUGUGUGGAUAUGUCAUGGAAGCGGUGGGUGUGAGAAGUGAGGAUUUGGCCCUCCUGCUGUUCCCCAAGGUGCCGGGCUCUCAGAGGCUCUGCAAGUGCCCUCAUGGUCCCAGUGACCUGCUAAGCUGCUCCAGAAUCCACUCCCAAACCAUCUCUUCUAUACUAGCCUUGGGGAUCAGAUCAGGUUCUUUUUUUUUUUUUUGUCCUUCUGACAACCCAAGAGUGUUAUGAGCCUAUAUAAACAGUAAAUUGUAUAGGGUAGGCAAAACUUAGGUUGUAUAUUUUUUAUAUCUAUAUAUAAUGAACUUUUAAAACUGUUUCCUUGUUUUAAUCUGAUGACAUAGUCCUCCCUCCUGAGGAAAUGGGUUCUGGGGUCAUACCUGAUUACUGUGAAUACCAGAGGGUUGGUCCCAUCCCCUAUCCUGGGUCUUUGCCCAGGCUGCACCUCCUUCCUAGAAGACCCUUUCCCUCCUUUCCUCCAUCUCUUAGAAACUUGCAGCCUUCCUUCAAGGAUUAGUUUAGGGAUAACCUCUUACAUAAAGCCUUUCCUCAUUUUUCUGCUGAGAACUUCCCUUGGGGUGAGAAGGAGCAGAAAGAGCUAUCUGUGGAAAUAAACUUUAGGACCAGUUAUUUUCUUUGAGGAAGUAUCCAGCUGUCUUUGAAACUGCUGGGGGUGGAGAUGGAGAGAGGUACGGUAUGGAUGCUGUAAAGCCGGCUUGGUCAAGAAGCUAAUGUUCACAACUUAGUUCAGGGGUCCUCAAACUUUUUAAAUAGGGGGCCAGUUCACUGUCCCUCAGAUUGUUGGAGGGCCGGACUAUAG